AUGUCCAAAGGUCGAUCGCUACCCGAAGCCCUCAAGUCGCUGCUCAAGCAGCCCACGUUUCCCUCGCGCGUCUCGGCCCUCUCGGCCACUCGCCAUCUGCCCGCCGGAAGAUCGGCGGAUCCGAGCCCGACGCCCCGACUCGACACCCUCAAGAAGCACUUUGUCUCGCUCGAGGCCGACGCCAUCCGCCGCGGACUCGGAUGGGGCGAGUGGCUUUCCGUCGCGACCGCCACCAUCCUCACCCUCAACAACCCGGGCUCGCUCCAGUCGCUCCACCGGGUCGCGAUGCGGGAUCUGGCAAACGACCUCGAGGCGAGGAAGAGCAGGGCGCUGCUGAUGCGCGAGAUCGGUCUCAAGUGCAUCGGCUUCAUCGGCAUCCCCAAAGUCAUCAAUAACCUCGCUGCGCUGAGGAAGGCCGUCGACCAGGACCCGGAACUGGCACAGGCACUGCCGACCGAAACGCGAAGGCACAUCACUCCGGAUCGACUUCCUGCGGUGCACAAGGCCGCCUACGGCCUAUGGGACGACAUUUACACGCCACAUUCGGAGAAGCUGCUCAAGAUCCUCGGGACCUCGCACCCGGACCUCCCCGUCUUCAUCGUCGAGAGCGAGUACGGCCCGCUGUUUGCACCCCCGGCGACGUACUCGCUUCCCUCGGACCCCGCCCACCUCAAGCAGGAGCCAGAGUGGGAGGUCAACCGGCUCAGGACCUCGCUCGUCGCCAUCUCUGCGCUGCGCGCCCAGGGCGGCGUCGGCCCGCAAGUCACGAGCCAUGUGUGGGGGCUCAUGAAGGCCGCAGAGAGCAUCUCGCCCGCCGACGCCAACAAAAGGGGCCUCGAGUGGCUCGCCACCGAGGAGGGCGCCCUCUGGGUCGUCAAGACCGUCGACAGCCUUUGCCAAGCCAUCGAGGGCGCCGAGGAACUCGAACAGCACAAGAGCAAGCUCUGA
This is a messenger RNA of Pseudozyma flocculosa PF-1, 948 nucleotides long. RefSeq lists its product as uncharacterized. The transcript has 3 exons. Lineage: Eukaryota; Fungi; Basidiomycota; Ustilaginomycetes; Ustilaginales; Ustilaginaceae. The record is from RefSeq and is a predicted model, not a curated record. The coding region runs from base 1 to 948 and encodes 315 amino acids.